AUGGCCACCAACAGCUCCACUCCACGCCGCCGCCCUCAGUACUUCCCCCACCACAUUCCAAACCCCUCCUACGUCCGCAUCCUGGAUACCACCCUCCGCGACGGAGAGCAGUCGCCCGGCGCCACUAUGACCUCUCAGGAGAAGCUUCGCAUCGCUCGGCAGCUGGCUCAACUGGGCGUCGACGUCAUUCAGCCGGGCUUUCCCUCUGCCUCUCAGGACGACUUCAUGGCCGUCAAAAUCAUCGCUCAGGAGGUCGGCAACACCGUCGAUCACGACGGACACGUUCCCGUCAUUGCGGCCUUCUGCAGGUGCGUUCGGGAAGACAUUGGCGUUGCAUGGGAGGCUGUGAAACACGCGCAGAGGCCUCGCAUUUGUACUUCCAUUGCGACCAGUGACAUUCACAUUAAGCACAAGUUGCGAAAGUGUAAGAAGGAGGUUAUUCAGAUAGCUAGGGAUAUGGUCGCCUUUGCACGGAGUUUGGGUUGCAAUGAUAUUCAGUUCGGUGCUGAAGAUGCUACCAGAUCUGAAAGAGAGUUUCUAUAUGAAAUUCUUGGAGUAGUGAUUGAAGCUGGAGCAACAACUGUGAACAUAGCUGACACUGUAGGCAUAUUAAUGCCAUUCGAGUUAGGAAAACUGAUAACUGAUAUAAAAGCCAAUACACCAGGAAUCGCAAAUGUUAUUAUUUCCACUCACUGUCAUAAUGAUCUUGGUCUUGCUACUGCUAACACCAUAGAGGGUGCUCGUGCAGGUGCUAGACAAUUAGAAGUAACAGUAAAUGGAAUUGGUGAAAGGGCUGGCAAUGCAUCAUUAGAAGAGGUUGUGAUGGCCUUGGCAUGCAAGGGAGAUCAUGUCUUAAAUGGUCUGUAUACAAGAAUCAAUACACGAAGCAUAUUGGAGACAAGCAAAAUGGUUGAAGAAUACUCCGGUAUGCAUUUACAACCUCACAAGGCUCUUGUUGGAGUUAAUGCAUUUGUCCAUGCUAGUGGCAUUCAUCAGGAUGGGAUGCUAAAACAUAAAGGUACAUAUCAAAUAUUAUCUCCUGAGGAUAUUGGGCAUAAAAUAACGACUGAAAUUGGUAUUGUGUUGGGAAAGCUGAGUGGACGCCAAGCUUUGAGAAAGCGACUAGAAGAGCUGGGUUAUGAACUUAAGGAUGAAGAAGUUGAUAGUUUGUUUCUGCCCUUCAAAGCAAUGGCCGAGAAGAAAAAGGUUGUAACUGAUAUCGACCUGAAAGCAUUGGUAUCAUAUAAAGUUUUCAAUGCAGAAGCGAUAUGGAAACUUGGUGAUUUACAAGUGACUUGUGGGACUUUGGGUCUUUCAACAGCAACAAUAAAACUUGUUAAUAUUGAUGGCACUACACACGUGGCUUGUUCAAUUGGUACAGGAGUUGUGGAUUCAACUUACAAGGCUAUUAACAUCAUUGUGAAGGAAGCUAUAAAAGUUUUGGAAUAUUCAUUGAGUUCAGUGACAAAAGGCAUUGGUAUAAGUGCCACUGCACGUGUUGUAAUUUGUAGAGAGAAUAAUCAUUCAUCUACUGAUGCUUUCACUAGAGAUGUUACUUAUCCAACAUUUAGUGGAACCGGAGCAGAAAUGGAUGUUGUUGUUGCAAGUGUUGAGGCCUAUCUUGUUGCGGUGAACAAGUUGUUACGAUGCAAAGAAUCAUUUCUUGACCCCCCUGCUGCUGCUGCUGUUUCAAACCCUCUCUUGGGUCUUGUUCCGCCCAACCCUGACCUCUGGGCUCUACGUAGGUCAGAGAGGGCCUCACUCUCUGAUCCUUUGAACAGUGCAAUGCAAACCCUACAGACCAUGGAAGCCAUGAACGUUCACGGUAGCCUUGCCUCUUCAAUUGAGUCGCUCAGCAACAUCAACCAGGACUUGCACCUGAAGCUGCAGCAGCAGCGCAUGGCGACAAUGAUGUUCGGUGGGGACAGCCAGAAAGGUGAGAGCAGCGUUGCGCUGAAUGGGUUUGGGAAUCAGAAGUUGCUACAACCGGUUUCGUUUCAGAACCUUGCGAUUUCGAAGCCAGAGAACUUGCCAGCUGGCAGUUCCAUAAAUGGUGGUCCAAGUCGCGUGGUGGUCUCGCGUGGUGGUGGACGGACGCGAGACGAGACGGCGGCAGGGGGCUCGCGUGGUGGUCCCGCGUGGUGGUGGCUGGACACGAGACGAGAUGACGGUGGCAGGAGGCUCGCGUGGUGGUCUCGAGUGGUGGGCUCACCGGAAGUUGCGGAGAGAAGAAGAAACAGCGACGAUGGCAGCGCAACAGCGGCAGUGGCAGCGGCAGCACGAGAGGCGGUGGCAGUGGCAGCACGAAUUUGCAGAGAGAAAUGGCAGCUGCGCGCGCGAGGAAGAAGGGGUUCUGUUUUUGAGCCCUAA
This is a messenger RNA of Vigna unguiculata (cowpea), 2370 nucleotides long. RefSeq names its product putative 2-isopropylmalate synthase. The record is from RefSeq and is a predicted model, not a curated record. Gene Ontology annotation, biological process: L-leucine biosynthetic process. Gene Ontology annotation, molecular function: 2-isopropylmalate synthase activity. Gene Ontology annotation, cellular component: chloroplast. NCBI's taxonomy places the organism in Eukaryota, Viridiplantae, Streptophyta, Magnoliopsida, Fabales, Fabaceae.